AUGGAUGAGCUCAGGGCUGAAUACGAUAGAACCCAAGUGGAGCUCGAGCAGGCCCUUUCCGAGAAGGAGGCUUUGAACAACGACUCCCUUGCGAAACAGACCUCUAUGCAAGAGGAGAAUGCGAAGCUGAAGGACCAACACGAUAAACUAGCUGAAGACAACGUUGCUCUGAAAGCACAAAUAUCCACCCUUUCGGAAUCGCAAAGCUCGUCCUCGUCCGAAGUUCAGUCUCUGAAGCAGCAAUUGGGCGAUGCGGAGCGGGAGAAGCGUGAUCUCAUGAGUGUCAUUAGUCGUUCGAAGCAGGAAGAGGCUCAGCGUGAAGAGGAGUUGCAAAGUUUGCGCUCCAGCUUGAAAGAAGCGCGUCAAGAACAUCUGAGACUCGAAUCGCAAAUACGGGAACUCCGCUCUCAGGAAACGUCUACCAAGUUCAAACUCGACACCUUGACGCAACAACUCCAACUCGCACAAACGGAAGCUGAGCGAUCCAAUGCCGAACUUACGACCAAGACGGAGGAAUUCGCCAAAUACCGACGGACCAAGCACGCGGAAAUGCUCAAUCUCCAAUCUUCAUACGAUUCUCUUUCUCAAGAACUCACCUCGUCCAAGGCAUCUCUCAAGGCUCUUCAAUCGGCACAUAGCGCCCAAACCACCCAGUUGACGCAAGCGCUCUCGAAGAUUCAAUCCUUGAAUGGCCAAAUAGCCGAACAAGAAGCCAAGUAUGCCAGCGAGGCGAACGGUCUCAAACGGUUGGUUCAGAUGAUGGAGGAGAGGGAGAAGCAGGCGAAGGAGAUUGUGGAGAACAUCGAGAGUCAAUGGGCUACAGUAGGCGAGAAGGCAGAGAGGAGGGAGAAUCAACUGAAGGACCAACUGCAGCACGAAGCCAAACGUCGAGAAGAGGCCGAGAAACGCGUCGACCAACUCGAAAAGGUUUUGCAUCGCAUGGGCCGUGGCGAACUCCCAGUCCCUGGCACACCCCUUCGAACACCUGGCACUCCCGGAAACGGCACCGACUUCGACGGCAUGCUUGGUCUUAGUCCCACAGUGGCUCUGGCAAGCAAGUCUCAGCGCAGCGGGAAGACAUUCACGGAGGUCUACACCGACUAUGUUCGUCUUCAGGAAGAGUACGCCAAGAAGUGUGCUGAACAUGACCAAAUGGACCGCACCUUGACCGCUGUCUUGGCCGAAAUCGAAGAGCGGGCGCCACUUCUCACCCAACAACGAAUUGAGUAUGAGAGAGUCACUGCGGAGGCCACAGAGCUAUCCGCGCAACUCUCGCAUGCCCUUGCUGAUAGAGAAGCUCAAGCCAAGCUCGCUGAAACGCAGACGCAGAAACUGGUGAAGUCCACUCGAGAGAACGCCCUUUUGCAACAGCAACUUUCAGAUCUUGGACGUCAAGUGCAAACCUUGCUUAAGGAAAUAGCUCGUCGUGACGACCCCACCAUCCCAACCGACGAAGAAAUGGAGAGCGUGCCGUUCGUACCCGCUAACGAUGUCAACACCAUCAUCACCAACAACCUCGUACUGUUCCGAAGCAUCGAGUCUUUGCAGGAACAGAAUCAGAAGCUGUUGAGGAUCACGAGGGAAUUGGGAGAGAAGAUGGAGGCGGAGGAGAAGGAAUACAAGGCUGCGAUGGAACAGGAACAAGCUGAAGCCAUUCGUGAAGCGCACGAAGCUAUGCAGGAGUUGGCAGCGCAGUUGGAGACACAGAAGAAGAACAGCGACACCCUCAUUCAGUCAUAUGUCAAGGAGCGCGACGCACUUAAGGCCAUGCUCUCGCGAGCAGAGGCUGCAGCAUCUCGCGCCGGCAUCAGCAUUGACGUUGGCCAGGCACCACCUUCCGCAGAGACCUCAGCUCCAGUCAUGCCAGACUCCGAAGUUGCCAGGGAACUUGCUGAGGUUCAGCAGCAGUUCGAUGCAUACAGGACGGAGAUGGGCCAUGACGCUACUCGCUUGCGGGAUGAGCUCACGUCUGCGCAGCGAGAAGUACAUGAACUCACCACCAGUCUUGCAAAGGCUAAUGCAAAGAUCGAAUAUCUCAACGAGCGUCACCGAGUCCACGCUGAGCAAUAUCAACUCACCAGCCGCGAUUUGGAAGAGAUCACGAAGCGCAACCAGGCCCUCUUCGAUCAGUGGACAAGAGCGGAUGUUGAAUGUUCAAGACUUUCCGAAGACUUGCACGUCGCGAAUGCUCGCCUUGAGCAACUCAGGAAUGAGUCUGCCAAUCUCCGUGCCGAGAAACAGAUCUGGGAAGGUGUACAGGCCCGACUGUUGGAUGAGAACAAGACUCUGGCCAUGGAGCGAUCGCACCUCUCGGAUCUGAUGGCGAACAUUCAGAAGAUGCACAACGACCUUGAACGUUCGGGAGAGAACGACCGCCGUCGUCUCGAAAACCAACUGCAGAUGCUGGAAGCUCAAAGUCAGGAUCUGAGAACCCAAUUGUCUCGCGAGCGCGACUCCCUUCGCCAUGUCACCACGCAGAAGGACCUCGAGUCUAAGGACCUCCAGAGCCGGUUGGACAAGGCUAACCUCGAGUUGUCGAAGACCCGGGAGACCCUUGUCGGUGCUGAAACUAGCAAGCAACAUCUCGAGCAGCGGGUUGAAGACCUUACGAAGCAGUUGCACGGCCUUGAAGAGAAGCUCGGUGUCUACGAGGGUCGUCCUUCAACCGCGAUUGCAGCACCAGCACCUUCUGUUGACCCCAACAUGAGUCGCGAGCAGCAACUCGAGCAAGAAGUUGCGGAGCUCAGAUCCGCUCUUAAGGUUGCAGAGGUCGAUUUGGCUAGUGCCAAGGGGCACGUCGAACAAUUCAAGGAGAUCAGUCAAGCUAACGAAGUCGCUCUUGCCAACCUCAACUCCACGUUCGACGAGUACAAGUCCUCUACAGAGAGCCAAAUCGCAAGACAAGAAGCUGAGUACAAGGCAUUGGAAGCGAAACUCGAGGCCGCCAGCGCCGAGUUGGCUCGACUCCGUGAACAAUACAAUGCCUCUCAGAAGGCUUUCGAGGAGGAGCGAACUGCCCUUAAGAACGACAAGAAGAUCUUGGAGGACACUAUUGUCGACAUGACUACUUCUGAGAAACACUUGGAGAGUGAUCGUUCGUCGAGAGAACAGGAGAUCAAGCUCGUUGAGGAACGGGCCAAGGCCGCUGAAGAACGCUAUUCCAAGGAGGUUGUCGCUCAUGCUGAGUCCAUCAAGACCAUUGAACAACUCCGCCGCGAUCUUUCCGAUGCUCAGAACAAGGCCCGUGAAAAUCAAGCUGCUUCGGAGACUGCUGUCGCGAAGUUGGCUGCUUCUGAGCAGAGCUGGAAGCAACAGAAAGAGACCCUUGAUAAAGAGAUUUCUGAUCUCAACGCUCGAUGCCAGGAUCUUUCGUCGCAAAAUACGCUCCUCCAUCAGCACCUUGAAUCGGUCAGCUCGCAGGCUGCACGCAUUAGACAAGCAGCGAACGACUCUGCUUCUACUCCUGCAACCGAGGGAGAUGGAUCAGAAGAUGCUGCCAAGGAACUGGAGAACCUUCGCCCUGUGGUCUCUUACCUAAGGAAGGAGAAGGAGAUUGUGGAGUUGCAGCUUGAACUUGGCAAGCAGGAGAAUGCGCGAUUGAAGUCUCAGAUUGAACACCUCUCGCAGUCAUUGGAAGAGGCUAGGACGACGAUCUCCGAGGAACGCGAACGCGCUGUACAGAGCGCUGCGUCGGCCGCCCAACAUGCUGAACUCGUGGAGAAGAUGCAACAGAUUAAUGUUCUCCGCGAGAGCAAUAGUCUGCUCCGUGCCGAGUGCUCAAGCAACGCGAAGAAAGCCAGCGAUUUGGAGACCAAGUUAGCGCAACUCAGUGCUGAAGUGGAACCUGCCAAGGAACAGGCGCGCGUCGCGCAGGCUGAACUCGAGGCCGCCAAAGGACAGGUACAACGGCUUGAGCAGGAAAGCCGUGGCUGGCAAGAGAGGAACAGUCGUCUGCUCUCCAAGUAUCAGCGAGUGGAUGCCUCUGAAGUUCAAGCUCUGAAGGAAGAGGUCGAGAAACUCAAGGCUGAAAUAGAGGAACACGCAGUCGCUAAGAAGAAGGCAGAAGAUGCCGUUAAGAAAUCCUCUGACAACGUGGAACGUCUGAAUAACGCGAUCGAGAUGCAGCGCAAACGAUUAAUUGAGGAGAGGAAUGAAUCGAGGGCCACGAUCGCUAAGCUAGAGGCCAAAAUCGCUACUUUGUCAUCGCAAGACGAAAUCAAGAACUUGCAGCAAAGUGUGGCUACUUUGCAGACCGAGAAAGCCACCUUGUUGGCUGAAAAGGAGGCGUUGGAGAAAGCUGCCAGCGCGGCGGUCCCAGCGGCAGCAUCGAGUGCACCUGCACCUAAUUGGGAGGCUGAAAAGGCUGAAAUAAUCAAGGCGCGUGACGAGGCCGUCCAGCAAAUUAAGGAAUUGGUGGAAGAGAAACGAGGCUUGAAGAUGCAGAAUGAGAACUUCCAGAAAAGACUUGCUGAUACGACGAAAUUACGCCGCGCCGACCAAGAGCGACAUGUGGUCGCAGUUGAGAAGGCAGUCGAGCAGACGAAGACUGAAAUGCAAGUCGCGAAAGAACAGGAGAUCAAGGCGAUGGAGAAACAGCAUGCAGAAGCGUUGGAAAGCUUGCGAAAGGAGCUGGAGGCCAAGCAAAGAGCCGAGAUCAAGCCCGACCCACAGGCUACCGUCAAAUCAGAGCCUGCGGAUCAACAGGCUGCAAUCGAAGCUGCCUUGGCCGCUGAAAGGGCAUCCUUCGAGCAGCAGAUCAACAGUGCGCGGGACAGUGGUCGGAAGGAAGCCGAAAUGAAGUUGCGCGUCGUCCAGAAGCAAUGUGAAAAGGCCAAACGGCGAGUUAAGGAUCUCGAGCAGAAUAUCCACGAGUGGGAAGCUUCUGGCUUGUUACCUGCCGGCAGCCUUGCCAGCAUUCCUCCUCCGGUAGUACCAGAUGCUAAGGCUGUAGCUUCUUCAGCGCCGCCUCCUGCAACUCCCGCUGCACCCACGGAAACUCAGCCUGCUGCCAAACCUGAGGCAAAACCUGCCACUGCCGCUCAGCCUACCCAAACACCUCCUGCUACGACCGCUGCAGCACAAAAUACGCCCGCUGCAAAACCUGCUGCCCCAGUCCGGAGUCAGCCUGCUCCAAAACCUGCUGCUCCCGCUACCAUCCAAGGUCAACGACCUGCCACCACCGCUGCCGCGACGACUGCUGCUGCUGGUGCCCCAGUGCGACGGCAAGCUCCUGCCGGCGCUGCUCCCCGAGGAGGGGCCGCAGUACGUGGGCGUGGUGUGCCGUUGGGUCGUGUUGCUCCUUCGCGUCCACUGCCAACGAAGCCAGCCGCCCCGGGAGGCCUUUCGAUUGCUGGUGCUGCUGCAGCAGCAGCAGCUUCCACUGCAGGACCCAAACGACCUCGGGACGAAUCGGAUAAUACUGGUCAAAGCGACUCUCUUGCGAAGCGGUUGAAACCCGCUGAUGAAUUUUUGUAA
Molecule: messenger RNA, 5475 nt
Organism: Coprinopsis cinerea okayama7#130
Lineage: Eukaryota; Fungi; Basidiomycota; Agaricomycetes; Agaricales; Psathyrellaceae
Exons: 18
Coding region: 1-5475 (1824 amino acids)
Biological process (GO): mRNA export from nucleus; protein import into nucleus
Cellular component (GO): nuclear pore
Molecular function (GO): structural constituent of nuclear pore
Source: RefSeq, a predicted model, not a curated record